AUGCUAAAAGAGCAUUUAGCCCCACAAGCGAGCAUUAUAGCCGAACAGCACAAAUUUUCAUUACGUACACAACAUGAGGGGGAAACAAUUGCUAAUUACGUGGCCGAAUUACGGAAAAUGACUACAAAUUGCAACUUUAAAUGUGAAAACUGUAGUAAAUCGACUAUCAAUACGCAUUUACGCACUCAAUUCAUACGAGGAAUUCGCGAUAGUGAGAUACGAGAGAGAUUACUGCAGCAGAAGUCAACAGCCACAUUCGAGGAGAUAGUACAGAUCGCAAAUUCGUUGGAAAUGUCGAAGAAAGAAGCAAGUGAGAUGCAGAGAACUGAGUUGGAGAUCGAGAAUUCAGACUACAAUUCUGAUUACGAUCAGGAACCAUUUAACAUUUACAAAAUCGUUACGAUAAAUUCAAUUAAUACGAAGAAAAUCAUGUUACCAGUAAAAUUAAAUGGCUCAGGCUGUCAAAUGGAAUUGGAUACGGGGGCAGCUGUGUCCACAAUUUCCGAAGCUAAAUUCAAGACAAUUUGCCCCAAUGCAAAAAUGAAUCCUACGUCAGUAAAAUUACGAACGUAUUCGGGGGAGAUAUUACACCCAAUUGGGUCUUCUGAAAUGAGAGUACAGUACGGAAAUCAAUCUACGCGCGCGAAUAUCUACAUUCUACCUCUCGAUGUUGAUACGAUAUUUGGGCGUGACUGGUUAACUGCGAUCAAAAUCGACUGGAAGGAUAUUCGGAAAAUCGAAAUGGCCGGAAACCCACCAGAACGUCAAGUUUUACUCGAUGAAUUCAAGGACGUCGUUACACCUAAAUUGGGAAAAGUCCCUAAUUACGAAUACUCUAUCAAGUUAUCGGAUCCUGAUACACAGCCUAUUUUUACGAAACCUCGUUUAGUUCCUUACGCACUAAAAGGCAAGGUCGAAGAAGAAUUGGACCGAUUGGAAAAAUUGGAAAUUAUUGAAAAAGUAGUACAUUCCACUUGGGGUACACUCAUAGUUCCAAUCGUGAAAAAGGACGGCACCAUACGUAUCUGCGCCGAUUUUAAGGGAACUAUAAACAAGAUAAUUAAGACGGGUCGCUAUCCAAUACCGAAAAUUGAAGAUAUUUUCAACAAAAUGAGAGGGGGAAAAUACCUCUGUUGUCUUGACAUACACCAAGCUUAUUUACAUAUGUCAGUAGAUGAGGAAACGUCCAUGUUACAAGCAAUCAGUACUCAAAAAGGAGUUUACAAGGUAAAACGCCUGAUGUUUGGCGUUAAGACAGCUCCAAAUGCGUGGCAAAGAUUUAUGGACCAAACUCUUCAAGAUUUGGACGGAGUAGUCUGUUUUUUCGACGAUAUCGCAAUACAGGGAAGAACACCCGAAGAUUUAGUCAAUUACUACCAAAGAUUUUUACCAAAUCUGUCUUCAAAAUUGCACCCAUUACAUCAGCUUUUGAGAAAAAACGUUCCGUUCACGUGGAAUAACAAGUGCGAGGGAGCCUUCAAAUUGAUCAAAACUGAAAUUACCAGUACAAAAGUUUUAAUGCCUUUCGACGAAAAUUUACCUUUAAUUUUGGCUACGGACGCUUCACCGACAGGGUUAGGAGUGGUUCUUUCACACAUCUUACCGGAUGGCACCGAGAGACCUAUAGCUUUCGCUUCAAGAUCUCUUAGUAACUCAGAGAAAAAUUAUAGUCAGAUCGACCGCGAAGCAACUGCGAUUUAUUGGGGAAUGAGGAAAUUUUUCCAUUAUUGUUACGGUAGGAAAUUUACUUUAAUCACGGACAACAAACCUCUUACAUCGAUUUUACAUCCCAAUAAAGACCUACCAGCUACGUCAGCGGUGAGACUUUUGCACUAUGCCAAUUAUCUAUCCGGAUUUAACUACGAUAUCAAGUACAGGAAAACUGAAGAUCAUGCUAACGCUGAUUUUUUGUCCCGAAUGCCCCUGGCAAAUACGUGCGAUAUUGCGGACAGCGCUUCGAUUUUCCAGAUUAGUCAGCUGGAGUUUCUUCCUGUUACUCGGAAAGAAAUACAAAAGGAAACGACGAAAUGUCCCGAACUGCGACAACUCAUACUAGCUAUACAGACGGGAACACCUCUUCCUGAAAAUCGUAAUAUAUCCGACUACACCAUUCAGGAUGGAUAUUCGUACACGAAAUGGCUCGAGGUGAUUCCAACUAGCUCUACCACGUCCGGAGCUACCAUUCAGAUCUUACGAGAGAUGUUUUCACGUUUUGGGUUACCCGUAACUCUAGUCUCGGAUAAUGGCAGCAACUUCAAGUCCACAGAAUUCCGAGAAUUUCUCAAAAUGAAUGGAAUUAAUCAUAAAGUUACCGCGCCAUAUCACCCAGCGACCAACGGCCAGGCGGAACGCUACGUUCAAACCGUCAAGAAGAGCCUGAGAGCUAUGCAAACCGAAGGAGAGAGUUUCAAUCUCAACCUUUGCCGAUUUCUGAUACAAUAUCGGAAAACACCGAAUUCGACCACCGGGGUCAGCCCAGCCGAGCUGAUGUUCAAAAGAAACAUUCGUACUCGAAUUGACCUAGUCAAAAGAGACUUAACUUCAGAAAUCGGAGAUAAGCAGCUUCCAAAAGAAAAGAGCGAACGAAGGUUCGAAGUCGACGAUCAAGUGCAAUACCGAACCUAUGGCGAUCAAGCUCGGAAAUGGAAGUAUGGAACGAUCGCGAAUAAAACCGGAGAUCUUCACUACGAGGUAAUGAACAAUGGUCGAACACAACGUCGACAUCUCGACCAACUUCUUCCGUACGAGGGAACUAUACCUCAUGAGCCGAGCGUGGUGGUACCCGAAGUCGAGGAACUUAUUCCACCUCCAACAGUACCGGAGGAAAUUCCGAUCGAACCUAUAACUUCGAAUCCUCCACCUGAGAGAAGCUCUGAGGGGAAACCUCCGAGUCCGAUACCCGUGCGACGAUCUACCCGUAAACCGAAACCUCGGAAUCGGAUGAAUUUAUAA
Messenger RNA from Photinus pyralis (common eastern firefly), 2952 nucleotides. RefSeq lists its product as uncharacterized. The record is from RefSeq and is a predicted model, not a curated record. Bases 1 to 2952 code for a protein of 983 amino acids. Lineage: Eukaryota; Metazoa; Arthropoda; Insecta; Coleoptera; Lampyridae. Gene Ontology annotation, molecular function: nucleic acid binding; aspartic-type endopeptidase activity. Gene Ontology annotation, biological process: DNA integration; proteolysis. The transcript is spliced from 4 exons.